GGAUAAAGGGGACAUGAGUGAUGCCUCUGUGAGCAGACACUCCAUUGAGCAGACCUCAACAGACACCACCACCUCAACACAGCAGUGAAACCACACAGCAGCCAAGAUGUGUUGCAAAGGCUUUCUCAAACUGAUGAUGUUCAUCUUCAAUUUCUGCAUCUUCGCCGCGGGUGCUGUCAUUUUGGGCGUGGGGGUGUGGGUGAAAGUGGACAGCGGCUCCUUACUGGGUGUCCUGAACGAUAUCAAGGACGCUCCAUCCGAGCUACAGCAACUGGCUAACGUGGGCUACCUGCUUAUCGCUAUCGGUGCCGUGUUAGUGGUCAUGGGAUUCCUGGGUUGCUGCGGCGCCAUCAGAGAGAGCAGGUGUAUGCUGCUCAUGUUCUUCAUCAUCGUGCUGAUCAUUUUCAUUGCGGAGGUGGCUGGAGCUGUGAUCAUCCUGGUUUUCCAGCCUCAGUUCCAGAAAAUUCUAGAUGAACUGAGCAGCAAAGUUAUUAGCAGCAUUAGAGAUGACUAUGGAAAGGAGGAAAGCCUGACUGUCCUGUGGAACAGCACAAUGACAGAGCUGAAGUGUUGUGGAUACCACAAUUACACAGAUUUUGAUGGAUCUCCUUUCCUCAACAGUUCCGUAAACAUCUAUCCAGUCACAUGUUGCAAUUCAACAAGAACAUGCAAUCCAGGAAAUGCAGCCUUGUCGAACAUUGACGGCUGCUUUGAGAAGCUGGUGGAUCUGAUAGAGAAGAACGCCGUGGUCCUCGGAGCCGUGGCACUGGGCAUCGCUGCUCUGGAGAUUGCUGCCAUGGUGGUAUCGAUGGUCUUGUAUCAGGACAUUGGAAAUAAAUAAAAUGAAUUUCCUGGUUCUGGCCCUGCACCUAUUUUCUCAUUCAUAACUCAUUCAUAAAUUAUAUUUUCAGGAUGUAUAAAUUACAUGUUAUAUACUGGAAAUUAGAAGAUAAAUCUAUGUCAUUGGUUUCUUCCACUACCAGAGCACAUUGCAGUUGAACACAGUUUGGUUUUUAUUUAUUCUGGACUACAAGUCUGUUAUUUAGACUACUUCUCAUUCUUUUCUUUGCACAAGCUGAAAACUUUAUUAACUUAAGGGUGAGGAUGUUUUGUGUUUAAACAUAUAAAAAAUUGCAUCAUUCUACACUCUUGUGAAAUGUUCUUAUCACUUCAAUGUUUUUCAAUGAAUGUAUUUUUUUUU
Molecule: messenger RNA, 1201 nt
Organism: Osmerus eperlanus (European smelt)
Lineage: Eukaryota; Metazoa; Chordata; Actinopteri; Osmeriformes; Osmeridae
Product: tetraspanin-1-like
Exons: 8
Coding region: 107-841 (244 amino acids)
Cellular component (GO): plasma membrane
Source: RefSeq, a predicted model, not a curated record